UUAGGCUGACUGUCUGGGACGGGCCCUGUAGGGCCCGUGUGGCUACGCAGUAUGCCACAGGUGGACAACGCUGCACAGCAAAAGCUGGACAUUGCGUGGGCGGAGGCAAUGUUCUGUGCUGGAAUUGCAUUCAACUUCCUGAAUUUCAACACGACACAGAAGCUCCAUGCAGUCUCCUUGGAAGUGGCAAAUGCGCGACCGAAGGUGAAGCUGCCCUCAUACAAGCAUAUGAGAACUAUGAUGCUGGACUUCAUCUACUUGCGUAUUCAAAAGCAAGUGCAUCCUUUGACAGCCUGUUGGGAGGAAUUUGGUUGUACAUUCAUCACGGACGGGUCAUCAGGCCGUCGAGGGCGCCCUGUCAUGAACUUCUUGGCAGCAGGGGAGAAAGGUGCAAUUCUGGUGGCCACAGUGUCAAUGACCGGAAGGAAGAAAACAGCACAGGCGUUGGCAAGGUUGUGGGAGAAGAUUAUGAGGGAGAUAGGGGUGCAUCGCAUCAACGCGAUCUGCACCGACAAUGCCGAGGUGAACAAGAAGGCUGCUCAUAUUCUGGAGCGCCGCACUGACAAAGAUAUUGCAAGGAUUCCAUGGGUUCCUUGCGUUGCGCAUUGUUGCAGCCUUUUGUUGAGAGAUGUCAGUAACCUGGACGGGGUGAAGGGCACCGUGAAGAGAGGCCACACAAUUGUGAAGUUCAUUCGGAACCACCACUGCACGCACAACCUGAUGAUGUCCUACGACGAUUCCCUGUCAUUGCUUCCGCCCACGGAAGUUCGGUUCGGGUCAGUGUACAUGAUGUUGGAGAGGCUUCAGAACAGGAGGGCAGUGUUGUCGGAUAUGGUGGAUCGAAAAAAUGCAGCACGGUGGACGGGGAUGCGUUGGUCCACUGCAAAGUUGAAGUCGAAAGCGGACCUGGUGUACUUCACCUUGAGGAGAGACGGCUGGUGGAUGGAGUCGAAGAAGGUGGCUGACGUGAUGGAACCGUUGUCCAGCCUUCUGAGGAGGAUGGAUCGGGAUGGAACAACACUAACAAACCUCGUUGAGUAUGACGACAUGAUUAAAAGGAAACUUGCUCAUGUCGUUCUCAUAGAGAAGCAGCCGGCGAGCAUCAUGGAGAAAGCCAGAGAUUGUGUGAAGAUGAUGCGGCAGCCAGUCCAUUCACUGGCGUUUCUUCUAGACCCACGAAGGAGAAAUCCGCGGUGGCUUUACGAUCGGGACGGUGCAAUUGUGCAGAACGCGAUGCUUUACCUGCAGAGACAAAUUGGGGGUGAAUGGAAAGGACCAGACCACCUUGAGGUUUUGAGUGACCUGCACAAGUUCCACAAGGGGCCCACGCCGAACGGGCCCAAGAGAAAGGACACGAAGAUGUGGGAGCCUGAUGCGAAGGCUGAUUGCGAUAAGCUCACACCGACCGAGUGGUGGGCAACUUACGGCUGUGAUGUCCCCAUCUUGCAGGCCAUUGCCAUCAAAGUGAUGGGCAUGUGGAGUACGGCUACCCCAGCGGAGAGGAAUUGGUCGUCCAUGGACUUCGUGCAUUCCAAAAGGAGGAACAACUUGAAGCCCGAAACACUGGAGAAGUUGGUGUACAUCCACUGGAACAUGCAACUACUGCAUGCUGCAAACAAUAGUGGUGGCAACGGCGCGGGCUAUGUUGAUUUGUGGAGUUCGUUCUUCGAGGCUAUUCCCGAGCCAAACGAGGAUGGCGGAUCUAUCUUGAGGGGCCCCACGGAGGAAGCUGAGAAGACGGACGAGGAGCUGGUGUGGCAAAGUAGCUUCGUGAAGACACCAAAGGGAAGGAUUCCAAAGAAGCUUGAGGACGAUGAGGACGAGUGCACAAAUGACAAUGACUUGGAUGAUGAGCUGUGGAAGGGAAGUGUGGAUUGUCGGAUGAGUCUAGCGGCGCGGAGGAGGAGGAUGAUGAAAUUUGCUGUUGAGUUCCAUCACUUGGACACAGACGUCGAGUUGCUGCUGCACAGUGCCCCGGUUGAUGAAGACGAAGCAGAGGCCGGCCAUGCAAAGGCAUUAGCAGAUUGUGAUCGAGACGCCGUCCAAAAACGGAUCAUGGAGGAGGACGCCCGGCGUGCAGCUAUCCCAACUCGGAGGGAGAUUGAGAGACGCAAGAAGAAGAUUGGGGAAAACGAACUGGACACGCGUCGACCAUUGGACGUUGUGCAAGAGCGAGAAGAGGGUAAGCAACAACAAAGUGAAGCGGUUGUGAAGGUGGUGGAAAUCGCACUCCAAGAAGAGGGGAACGACAAGGUGCAGCCAAAAAAGGCAGAGGAGGCCGAUCAGCAAGAGGCGGAGCACCAUAAAGAGGCGGAGGAGAAGGACCAGCAAGAAGACGAGGACGACAUGGAUCAGCAAAAAGAGGCGGAGAUGGAGCACGAAGAGGAGGACGAGGAGAUGGGGCAUGACGAGGACGAGGAGGGGAUGGAGAGUCAAGGAGAGGAGGUCGUGGAACAGCAAGAAGAGGCGGAGGGCAUGGAUCAGCAGGACAUGCAGCACAACAUGGAUGAGGAGGACGGCGAAGCGGAGCACCAGCUUGCAGUGAAGAUUGUGUACAUGCGUAGGCAAAGACCGGUUGUGUCCACACAAUCUGUCGAGAACAUACCCGACUUCCUUCCCAGCAAUGACGCUCUCCAACAUGACAACCUGUGGGUGACCAGGGUGGGGAGGAAGAGAAAGGAACCGAUGGAGGAUGCUGCUGCGAAGCCUAAACAAGAAGAAGAAGAAGAAGAGGAAGGAGAAGAAGAGGAAGGAGAAGAAGUGGAAGGAGGAGGAGGAGGAAAACGAAGAGGAAGAAGCAGCAGCAGAGGAAGAAGCAGCAGCAGAAGAGGAAGGAGGAGGAGGAGGAGGAGGAGAAGGAGGAGGAGGAGGAGGAGGAGGAGGAGCAGGAGCAGCACGAGCAGGAGCAGGAGCAGGAGGAGGAGGGGGAGGAGAAAGGAGCAGGAGCAGAAGAAGGAGCAGAAGAAGGAGCAGAAGAAGGAGCAGCAGAAGAAGGAGCAGAAGAAGAAGAAGCAGAAGCAGAAGAAGCAGAAGCAGAAGCAGCAGAAGAAGAAGAACAAGAAGAAGACGCAAGAAGAAGAACAAGAAGAAGAAGAAGCAAGAAGAAGAAGAAGAAGAAGAAGAAGAAGAAGAAGAAGAAGAAAACGAGGAGGAGCAGGUGGAGAGGAGGAGGAGGAGGAGGAGGAGAAGAAGAGAGGAGGCGGAGGAGGAGGAGGAGAAGAAGAAGAAGAGGAAGAGCAAGAAUAAGAGCAAGAGGAAGAGGAAGACGAAGACGGCGAAGAAGAAGAAGCAGCUAGCCGCAACUCACACACCAG
This is a messenger RNA of Chara braunii, 3314 nucleotides long. The record is from the annotation of a GenBank genome assembly. NCBI's taxonomy places the organism in Eukaryota, Viridiplantae, Streptophyta, Charophyceae, Charales, Characeae.